UUGUACGUGCAAUUUUGCCCAAAGCUGUUGACAUCGCACUGGUCUUUAAAUGACUCGUGACAGCAUCUGAGUGGAUGAAGUAAGUACAGGAUUCAUUUUCUGCCCGUUGAACUAAAACCAGCCCCUACUGGAUGAGCAAGUGACGCACGCAGACAGUUUUGGGACACCCCCUUUUUCUAGUAAAAAAGCAACUGCUCACGGAACAAGGAAGAGAUAUAGUUACACCAUUUCGUGCUGUUCAUGUCAGCUGGGGCCUGACCUCUCAUCUUUGCCGGCCAGUAAGCCUGACCUGGAGAGCUCCUGAGAUGGCCAGACCAAGCUCAAAUUUAGCAGAGUUUCGGAAGGAGUUUGCCAAAGCAAAGCACAUUGCUAUCAUUACUGGGGCUGGAGUUAGUGCAGAGAGCGGAGUACCAACUUUCAGGGGACAGGGGGGCUACUGGAGGAAAUGGCAGGCACAGGAUUUGGCCACUCCAAGUGCCUUCUCUCGAGAUCCGUCUUUAGUGUGGGAGUUCUACCAUUACAGACGUGAGGUAAUGCGAAGCAAGUUGCCUAACCCAGCACACCUGGCUAUAGCGGAGUGUGAGUCCCGUCUUAGCAAGCAGGGGCGCUCUGUUGUGGUCAUCACUCAGAAUAUUGAUGAGCUGCACCAUCGUGCUGGUUCCAAACAUGUCUAUGAGAUCCACGGUAGUUUAUUUAAAACUCGUUGCAUGAGCUGUGGAGAGGUCAAGGCCAACCAUAAGAGUCCAAUCUGCCCUGCCCUGGAAGGGAAAGGAGAACCUGACCCCAGUGCCAAGGAUGCUAGAAUACCAGUGGAGCACCUGCCCAGAUGUGAGAGGAGAUUUUGUAAUGGUUUACUCAGGCCCCAUGUGGUUUGGUUUGGAGAAACUCUGGACGCUGAUAUUCUCACCAGCGUGGAGCAGGAGCUGGAAAAGUGUGAUCUCUGUUUAGUUGUGGGCACCUCCUCCGUAGUUUACCCAGCGGCCAUGUUUGCUCCGCAGGUGGCAGCUAGAGGAGUGCCUGUAGCUGAAUUUAACAUGGAAUGCACACCUGCCACUAAGAACUUUAUGUAUCACUUUGAAGGUCCAUGUGGCAUCACACUGCCUCCUGCGCUGGCAGUCCAUGAAACUGAUGUCAUUUAGGAAGAAAGAAAACAUGAUCAAACCAUUCACACCCACUGCAUAUAGAGAUUUGCAAUUUGGCCAGAAUUUAAUUCUUAAAAUUAAAAUGUACAUCACGUCUG
This is a messenger RNA of Triplophysa rosa, 1240 nucleotides long. It is a transcript of the gene sirt5, whose product is annotated as sirtuin 5. Lineage: Eukaryota; Metazoa; Chordata; Actinopteri; Cypriniformes; Nemacheilidae. Bases 306 to 1139 code for a protein of 277 amino acids. Gene Ontology annotation, molecular function: protein-succinyllysine desuccinylase activity; NAD+ binding; protein-malonyllysine demalonylase activity. The record is from RefSeq and is a predicted model, not a curated record. The transcript has 11 exons.